AUGGCUCCUCCACCCCUUCCUCCGGCAUCGCGCCAACCGGGCGCUCCCACACCUGCAACGUCAGCAUCUUCAGCACGCAUUCCAGCAUCGAAUACAAGCAGCAAUAGCAAGUCUCGCCCAUCGUCAAUGAUCAUACCCAGUCAGCAAAGACAACAGACUCCCACGUCUUCUCCGCGGCCACGCAGCUCUUCCAUCCUUAGUACAGCCGACUCGGCGGCUUCCACCUCCCCCUCUAAUCCCUCUUCGCCUCGUGCUCCCAGGACAUCCUCCUCGGCCUUGCCAAGCAGCUCCAGCUAUCGGAGCUUUCUUGGGCCGAGCAAGUCAAACGACAGGCUCGCCCCUUCCUCCCCAUCUCAGCAGAGAUCAUCCUCGAUGGCCGGCAGCAGUAGCAACGCCGCUGGGCUGAUUGGCCAUGACCCACAUCUCACGCCCACGCCCUCUUCGAGGAAACAGUCCCUCUCUUCGUCGUCAUCGAUGACCUCCAUUGCCUCUGCCGCCUCAGGAGGCUCUUCUUCCUCUGCCAAUAGGGGACCCCGCCUGGGCGCCAGCGACUAUCGGUACUCGCUCGGUCCGGCUCCAGUGCGGUUCCCAAAGGAAGCGGGAGGGUCAAGGAGGGGCAGUGGCAUAGCCGAUGUUGGGCCAGCUCUCCUAUCCGCUUCACCGACAACGUCGAGUGCUUCCGCUGUGAAGAGGCAGAGGACGCCUUCGCCUCGGGCGAGCCGAUCCAGGGCCACGAGCUCCAAUUCGCACCUCAACGAGCCGACCUCGGCAGAUCAGGCAGCAGCAGAAUACCCGGACGAGGAUGAUCAAGAAAUUACGCCUCGGCCCACAAGGCCGCACAGUCGACUGGCUCUCACGAGCACUACCGGGGCGACAGGGGGAAGCAAAUCGGAUGCAAACACACCCGGCAGUUCGUCUUUGCUGGACGUUGAUAAGCGCUUCUCUACCCGCACCUCUUCUUCAGCUACGCUGAGAGGCAAUUAUGCCGCUGGUUCCGGGGGACAUGAUCAGGGCGCCAUACUCGGCAGUAGUGUCGCCUCUUCCUCUUCUGCUCAUCUCCAGAGACCCGGCAUGCCCCCUCGACCCUCCUCGAAGGUGCUCACUACAUUCCCCUUUCCCCACCCUACGACCCCCAGAGGUACGACGGACGAGGAAGGGCGUACCUUGCCCAAUUUGCUCGGCUUCUCGUGGGUCAGCAAGCUGUUCGGCGGUAGUGGUACAGGCGGACAGGACAAGGAGGGAGGAGAAACAGCAGCAGCAGCAGCGACGAGGGUUCACGAGCAACAAGAGGGCGAGAGGAGGGGACUCCUCACUUCCCAGCAAGAGGCGCAGCUGACUCAGACGUCAGGUCCUUCACCAAGGACCUCCCGAGCGGCAGUAAAUUAUGGGGCAGUACCGUCUCCCUCUCCUCGCCCUCGAUCAGAUUAUCAACAGCGCGGAGCUCAGUACGCAGCAACAGCAUCAGUAGCAUCUCAGCAGCCCCGUCGGAAUCCUUCUCUCUCCUCACUCACUACCUCUGAGCCGGAUCCCUCAGACCCGUACGGCUAUCGUCGUCUUGCCGGGCCUGAUCUUCUACCCACUUACCACGCGGAGCACGUGAAUCCUCGCAGGAGGAAACGGGAGCUGCAGCGCAGGUGGGAGAAGAGGCGCAAGGUGUGGAUGGUUGUGGGCGCUGUGUUGCUCUUUUGCGGGUUACUUUUUGUUGGCGCCAAGGCUCUGGAUACGAUGAGGAGUGGUGGUGAGAGUGGGGAGGGUGGUGAUGGGAGUGGCGGUGGAGGACCUCCUCAAGAAGGGGAAAGGGGGCAUGAUAGUGACUCCGGUGGGGAGAAGGACGGCAGUGGGAUGUCGUCCCUCAUAGCCAAGCUCUCGACUCCUCAGGGCGGCGAAAGUACAGACGAGCGGUCGAGAGUCUCGAUGGGCAUCGUUUGA
Microstroma glucosiphilum is the source of this 1929-nucleotide messenger RNA. RefSeq lists its product as hypothetical. Lineage: Eukaryota; Fungi; Basidiomycota; Exobasidiomycetes; Microstromatales; Microstromataceae. The transcript has a single exon. The record is from RefSeq and is a predicted model, not a curated record. Bases 1 to 1929 code for a protein of 642 amino acids.